AUGGACAUCACUCCGGAUCAACCCGAGACUCCUUCCUCUCAGAUGUCCUGGACUACUACCUCUUCACCACCCCCAGAAGCUAGCGAACCCAAUGCUGGGAGUCCCGAUCUGAGACCAGCCAGGGAUUUGGACGUGGGCAUCUACGGUCGCGCCGUUGUGCGCAGCGGCGAAUUCGCCCCUUCUCACAUGUUGAGAGGCCGCAAUACCAGAAGCACUACGCGCUGGGUGCAAGCUCAAUCAGAAAGACGCAAUAUGGCCUCGCCCUUCAACCCAGAGGCCGCGCCAUUCAAUCCGCCAGGCCUCAUGCGCUCUAAGAGAAAAGCAUCGUCGCCGACGGAAAAGCCUCCUGGUAAGGCCAUUCAAAGCAGCUCCAAUGCUGUGAGCCGAUAUCAGUAUGACGGUGACGUCCCUACCAUCGAGGCGAAGCAGGUGUUCGCGACAGGUGAUUUCACCAGUUCAGAUCGCGCAACUCCAGAUCUAUCAGAACAGGUGCAGGAGUACUCGGACGAUGAAGAUAUCGCACUCGACAUACUGGAGCGGGUCGCUCGGGGCCCUUCUCCCGACAAUUUCCAGACCAACGCAGACGUCUUCUCAACCUCCGCAUUCCGGACAAAAGAAGCAUUCAAAAAACGCCGUCGGGAAGCGGAAGGUCGAAAGUUCUCCGCCGUGCUCGUAUCGCGCCACAGCGAAGCCUGUCCUACGUCUAACACUUCUCCCAAGUUUUCUGAUCAGGUCCGGUAUCUAGCGCUUGCUCCAGCAUCCAGAGGUCGCAUAAAUGUUGAGAACAGCGAUUAUCUGACGGUCCUACCAGAGCACCGGAACCACACGCAACAGACGCAGCAGACGCAGCAGUCCGGCAGCGUCGCUUGGCCGCGCGAGAGGCUUCCGGUGGAGCUCUUUGAUCUCAUUACCGACAGUCUUGCCCGCGAUGACGUGAUGUCGAUGCGUCUGGUCAACAGAGAAUUCGAGCAGAAGGUCUCGCGCUCGCUUUUCCAUACGUCUGUCGUUCCCUUUAACACCGAGCUCUACGACAUGAUCGAUGACAGAAACAAGCUCGCCAAAUCUCAAACAAGACCUAUCGACAAAGGCAAGGGCAAAGCGAGGGUAGUUGAGCAAUAUCCAGACCCGCCCGGCCUGCAUUGGCAGAACGCAAAGGUCGACCAGGAUGGCAAGGUGUAUAAGGGACACGGCCUCCGAGUCUUCCAGGGCUUCGGCCCACACAUUAGACGCUUCGGCAUGAGUUUCGAGGUGUCGGAGAAGCAGCUCUGUCAGCCACUCAAUAAGAAGGUGCUUGACGAAGUCACUUCGUACCACGGCUCAUACGAGUGGCCCGCGCAGCACUACGCACGUUUCGCCAAUCUUGCCGGUCUGGAGAACACCGCCGACGAGACCUCACGCAUGAAAGCCGCUUUCUCGAACCUUGAGCAUGUCAGGGAGCUCGGGCUUGCGCUCGACAGCGGUCUCGGGUGGCUGAGCGGGCCAGACAAGUCGGUGCGGGCAAGAGUGUUUGAGCGCCAGUCCCCUGUAUUUGGCUCGGUCUACAACGUUCCGGACCAUGCGCUUCAAGCUGCCGGUCAAUUUUGGUCGGCUCUGAAGAACUCUCAACUUGCUUUCCACCCGACGUCAAACAUGAAGGAGAUCACGCUCGACACCUCGCCAACUCCUGUGCUCAGUCUCAGUAAGCUUGGGGAGUACUCAGACGUCGGUCUGUGGCCAACUGUGUCGGCAUCAAGGAUCGUCUCGACAGACAGCCCCAAGGAGCCUACUCAUGCUGACGGCGUUGUCUUCACUACCGACCGAGCUGACUGCGGAUUUGACACGGGCACACUGCCACUUGCGCCGUGUCACCUGAAGCAGGAGCAGAAAGAGUGGUUGCUCGAGACCCAGUGGGCCCAGCAAGCAUUCCUGGAGUCCUACAUGCUGGCGGUUAUCGACAACCCGAACAUCUUCAAGCAGGUCACGACCCUCAAUAUCGCAAAGCUUUCCAGCCGCUUUGUUCCCAUGCUGUCCCGCCCUUACAUCUGGGCCGCACUGCCCUGUCUCGCCGACGUGAAUCUGCAAAUCAGCCCCGAUUGGCGUUCCGUCGACAAGGAUAGCUCCGCUGCGGUGGUUGAGCAACCCGUGUGGCCAUCAGCGGCCGUCGACCAAUUCCACAACGGCCUACUGCAGCAACGCAUCGCCCAACGCCAGACGAUCAAGAAACUCACCAUCGGCUGGGUCGGUGGCGGUGAGCACGCUGAAGGCAUCUGCGGACGCAACAACGGUCUCCUUCCUGCACCCAUCAUCCCGCGGAACCGCUGUACCGAGAACAGCGGCAUGCAUGUCAUGGUGUUCAGCCAUGUUGAGCAUCUCACGCUGUCCAACUGCUGGGUUACGCCGGUUGUGUUGGAGAGUCUAGUGAAGAAGCAUGAGGGGAUGGCGUUGAAGAAGCUCACGCUCGAUUCGGUGUCGCUUACAACGCAUCCACGGAACGUUACUAAUGACAACGCAGUCGCGGCCGUUCAGAACUUCAACGUCCCACAGAAUGCACAAGGUCAGCAUGCCGCACUCUUUGCGCAAGUACAUCAACACCUGCAGCAAAUUCAGCAGGGGAACCAACAGAUGCAGCAACUAGUGUUUGGGCAUAACGGCAACCAGAACGCGCCGAAUCCGCUAGUACCUCCAGCGAACCAGGCCAUUGGUCCGAAUUGGACCCAGGUUAACUUCGCUCUCACGGCUCAAGCUGGUGGUGUGAACGGUGCUGCUCCAAUCCAGAUCAACCCACUCAAUAUCCACCCCGCCCCCGUCGAAUUCAACGCUCACUGGAGCCUCGGACACGGCGAAGGCUUAUGGCCCGACGUUCUCAACAAAAUCUCUCCCGGCCCCGUCUUCAACGACUACCUCCCCGCCCCAGCAGCAUGGGAGGAACAACACCCCGAGCGUCCAGAGUCCGCCCUUCAAACACUCGAGCUCAAGUCCUGCGGCUACGUCCUCCUCCCCAACUUCGGAGGUUUCGACCAAUCCGCCCUCCUCAGCUUUGAGCGCUUUUCGAGCCGAGGCUCGCUCUGGUUCGAGAAGCGUCGCACCGCGCUGAAGAACGUGAUGAUGCAUACGACUGAUAGCUGGAUCGGUAAAAUUGUGCAGCGGAUGCCGGUGCGGGAGUUGGAUGCGCUGCGGUUUGCGUGGGGUUUGCGGGAGGGCUGGGAGGAUCUGGAGAAGGCGGAGGAGCCGACGUACGAUGGUGCGUUGCCUGGGGGGACGGGGAGGGUGAGUGGUGUGAUCACGAAGGGGAUGGGGUUGAUCGGGGAGACGGAGAAGGUGGGGAAGGGGAAGGGGAAGGCGAGGGCAUUGUAG
Saxophila tyrrhenica is the source of this 3333-nucleotide messenger RNA. RefSeq lists its product as uncharacterized. The transcript has a single exon. NCBI's taxonomy places the organism in Eukaryota, Fungi, Ascomycota, Dothideomycetes, Mycosphaerellales, Extremaceae. Bases 1 to 3333 code for a protein of 1110 amino acids. The record is from RefSeq and is a predicted model, not a curated record.